This is a messenger RNA of Staurois parvus, 399 nucleotides long. NCBI's taxonomy places the organism in Eukaryota, Metazoa, Chordata, Amphibia, Anura, Ranidae. The record is from the annotation of a GenBank genome assembly.
AUGCUGGUGUUUUUCUCUUCGUUGCUUGGCAGUGGUCCACGUCCACGGUUCAGGAGGAGGCUGGCGCAGGCUGGAAGUCGGCUACGUUUAGAGGAUCGAGAAUGCCGCCAGAAGACGCUACUUCUUCAAGUGGGUGACCUAGGACUUGGGUACGAUUCAGAAGAGACCGUACUAUUCAAGUACUGCAGUGGAGGGUGUCCUAGAUCUCGUACCAACCACGAUUUGAUCCUGUCCCGCCUGUUACAGAAAAGCGACCUCCCUUCCCUCCUGGAGGAGAAAAUAUUCAGUGGACCUUGCUGUCGACCCACGCAUUAUGAAGACGUGGCCUUUCUGGACGACAACCACCGGUGGCAUACUGUGGAGAAGCUUUCUGCUGCAGCAUGUGGCUGUGUUGGCUGA